Messenger RNA from Acanthoscelides obtectus, 1685 nucleotides. The record is from the annotation of a GenBank genome assembly. NCBI's taxonomy places the organism in Eukaryota, Metazoa, Arthropoda, Insecta, Coleoptera, Chrysomelidae.
GUACUUAUUCAAUUUGUGCCUGUUCUGUCCCAGUUGUCAUUAGUUAUUACAAAAUUAAAAAUUCAAAUUCGUUAUAUCUGUUUUUCUUCAAUCAAUUGGUGUUCAUAAUUUUUUAUGGGAAUGGAUAAAGUACUCCAUACCAAUAUUAAAAUAGUUAAUAAACUCUUCCUUGAUGGGGCUUUAACACCCUCAGAUCUCAUAGGAGCCUCCUUGAAGAAAGUAAUAGAAACAAAACAGUUCAAUGCAUUCAUCACUGUGUCAAAAAAUGAGGCAGAAAAGCAGGCAGAAGCUUCUUUGCAGAGGUUUAAAUCUAAACAGUCAAAAUCGGAUUUAGACGGUGUUCCAAUAGCGGUAAAAGAUAAUUUUUGCACAAAAGAUAUAAAAACAACAUGCGCAUCGAAAAUGUUGGAGAAUUUUUCACCUCCCUACAAUGCCACUGUUUGUCAGAGGCUACUGGAUGCUGGGGCAGUUCUGGUAGGAAAAACAAAUUUAGAUCAAUUUGCUAUGGGUUCAGGCACAGUUGAUUCAAUUUAUGGGCCAACAAAAAACGUCUGGAAGUGCAAAGCAGAUUCUAAUGAUUUUCAUAUUGCUGGAGGCAGCAGUGGAGGAAGCGCUGUAGCUGUUGCAUCUGGGGUAUGUUUUGGAAAAAAAUACUGGUUUAAUUCUUUUAGAGCUAUUGGGUCAGAUACUGGGGGCUCAACAAGAAAUCCAGCAUCUUAUUGUGGAGUGGUGGGCCUCAAGCCAACAUAUGGGCUUGUAUCACGACAUGGAUUGAUUCCUUUAGUAAAUUCUAUGGAUGUACCAGGCAUUCUAGCAAGAAAUGUGGAUGAUGUUGUUAGUAUAUUAAAUGCUGUGGCAGGUCAUGAUAAGCAAGACUCUACUUGCUUGACAAAACCAUUUAAGAAAAUCAGGUUACCACCAGCUAACAAGAUGGGCAUAAAAGGUCUGAAAAUAGGAAUACCCAUUGAAUAUAAUUGCGAAUAUCUAAGUGAUGAGGUACUUGAUAUGUGGGAUGAAAUAGCUCAAACUCUUCAGAAUGAAGGAGCUAUUGUUAAAGAAGUUUCAAUGCCACAUACUCAGUACAGUAUAGUUUGCUACUCUGUACUCAAUCAGUGUGAAGUGGCUAGUAACAUGGCCAGGUAUGAUGGUAUUGAGUAUGGUUAUAGAGCUGAUGAUGAUCAUUCUACAGAGAAGUUGUAUGCUGUUAGUAGGAGGACAGCGUUCAAUGAUAUUGUCAAAAAUAGGAUUUUGACAGGGAAUUAUUUCCUCUUGGGAAGGAAUUAUGAAAAAUAUUUUAACCAGGCGCUAAAAGUGCGCAGAUUGAUCAUGAAUGAUUUUGACAAUGUUUGGGAAGAUGCACAGUUGCUGCUUACUCCAACAACACUUACUGAAGCUCCACUUUACAGUGAUUUUAUACAGAAAACAAAUAGGGAUCAAUGUGCAUUUCAGGAUUUUUGUACUCAGCCAGCAAAUAUGGCAGGUAUUCCAGCAGUAUCAGUUCCUAUAAAAUUAUCAAAAAAUGGUCUGCCACUGAGUUUGCAAAUAAUGGGGAGAAAUCUUAGCGAACCUAUGCUACUAGCUUUGGCUAAAUACAUUGAACACCUAGUGCAAUUCCCACAGUAUGUUAAUUUUAAGCAAAAAUAAAGUUGUAUUUGAAAUCAUUUUUAUUAAUUCCUAUAAACUAU